AUGGUGUCUGCGCUCUCUUUGCUUCCAUUAGAAGCAGGAGGCCCUUCGCGACUUGUUGGGAUUAUCCCCCCCCAGCAGCAGCAGCAGCAGCAGCAGCAGCAGCAUCAGCAGCAACAGCAGCAGCAGCAGCAGCAGCAGGGGUAUUGGCUUGAGUUAAGAAAUGUUGUUAAAGCAGAUCUAAUUUGUGGGUCCCCUGUGCUGCAGUGCCUCGCGCUGCAGCAUGUUUGGGGUGUAUGCGCAGCUGGAGGUCAAGGGGGAAGUGCAGCAGCAGCAGCAGCAGCAGCAGCAGCAGCAGCAGAUGAGCUGCUGCCUCUUGUACAAUGUCUAGCAAAUCCAGCAGCAAGAAACCCAGAUUGCUGCAGACAAAGGGCCUACGUGGCGCUGCUGUUCUUACAUAAUGCUUCACCGCUGCUGCAGCAGCAGCAGCAGCAGCAACAGCAGCAAGAUGUUUGGCUGUAUAGAUAUACGCAAGGCCUCACUAUAGAAAGAGACGCAGAUACAGUACUGUCUCUUACGCAUUUGCUGCUGAAGCUGCUGCAGCAGCACAAACAACAAACCGAAAACAGCAGCAGCAGCAGCAGCAGAAGGGCUGCUGCACUAGAUGCUGCAGCCGCAGAAGAAGCAGCAGGAGGUUGGAUUGCUGUUAGAUCUUCCGCGCUGCACUGUCUCGCGAGAUUGCUAUGGAAUGGCUCGUCGCAGCAGCAGCAGCAGCAGCAGCAACAGCAGCAGCAGCAGCAGCAGCAGCAAGGGGUGCCCUCGCCUUUCCUUGUGCUGCGGCUGCUGCAGCUGCUGCAGCUGCUGCCUCCCCCUGCUGCUGCAGCAGACCAGCAGACAGCCAACCAAACCCUAAGGCUCUGCUUCGACAGACUAGCUCAGGCCUCCAUACCUCCAGCAACAGCAACGGUGCAUCGAUGGCGGCUGCCGUUUAGCAGCAGACGGACUGCUGCUGCUGCAGAGCCCCAGCCAGCAGCAGCAGCAACAGGAGCAGCAGGAGGAGUAGCAGCAGCUGCAGCAGCAGGAGAGGAGGCGCUGCAGCGGCGCAGCAGCAGCAACCGCAGCAGCAGCCUUUGGAGUAGGGCAAAGCAUCGGUCUUUAUCUGCUGCUGCUUCCCUGACACGGGCUACAUCUCUUUCUAGACACUCGAAAGCAGCAGCAGCAGCAGCAGCAGCAGCGGAGCAGCAGCAGCAGCAGCAACAACAGCAGCAGCAGCAGCAGCUGCAGCAGCAGCAGCAGCAGCAGCCGCAGCAGCAAGGCUGGGAAGUAUCAGCGCUGCAUGCAGGGCUUCUAAUUGAAACAGCAAAAGCUGCUCUUACUCUCGGCGCUGCUGCUGCUCCUGACGUCGCUAAUAGGGCGGUAGACAUCCUCGCCACUCUCAUUGCAGACCACCGGGCAGAUGUGAGGCUAGCAGCAGCAGAGGCGCUGCUGCUGCUGCUGCAGCAAGAGGUUUCUGACUCUCCGCGCUUCGCUUUCUUGCUGCCGGGGGUUUUGUCGAUGGCCAGAGAGGAUCCAGACCCUGCAGUACAGAUAGCCGCCUUGCAGCUGCUAGAGCAGCUAGCGAGUGUAGACAGCUGGAGCAAUACAGUCUCUGUGCUGCUGCAGCAAAUUAAGCUGCAGCCAGCAGCAAUUAAAACGCAAACCCUCGUUACUGCUGCAGUGCUUGCAGACAAACACGCAACGCCCCAGCAGUACCUGGAGAGAGCCUUUGAAUUUCUAUCCGUUGCCCCUUUAGAAACCCCUGCCUUCUUUUGGAGUCGUGCAGCUCUUCUGCUAACUCAUGUCUCACCUAAUUCAGACCUCCGGGUAAAGGCCGUCCGCGCUGCUGUCUUUGCAUUGCGAAACCCCUGCAUUGAAGAGCCCCUCCUCAGGUUGUGCAGCUAUAUCAUUGGGGAGUGUGCAGAACUGCUGCCUGGGGUUUCCGGCGGCGUAGCAGCAGCAACUCAGCUGCUGCUGUCGCACUUGCGGUGUAUAGGGAACUCGCGGCUGAGGCCUCUUGAGGUGUCUGGGCAGCUCUGGUCUUUGACAGAUAGCAGCAGCAGCAGCACCGCAGCAGCAGCAACAGCAGCAGCAGCAGCAGCAGCAGCAAACGGCAACGUCUGCAGCAUCCUUCUCACCAGUCUGUGCAAAGCAGCAGCAGCAAACAUGCACCAUAAGCUGCUGGAGACAGGCGAUGCGGAUUUUAUUUCUUUUUGUUUGGGCCCACUCUCUGCAACACGGCAGCAGCAGCAGCAGCAAAUGCGUUUUCGUGCUGCUGCUGGUGGUGCAGCAGCAGCAGCAAAGGUAACACCUGAGGGGAUUGCUGCUGUUGCUGCUGCUAUAGAAAAGACGAGAGCAGCAGCAGGCAGCAUCAAGAAGCUCAGCAGCAACAAAUCUGCGUCUCCCUUUGUUAACAGCAGCAGAAGAACCAGCAGCAGCAGCAGCAGAAGCAGCAGAAGCAGUAGCAGCAGCGGCAGCAGCGACAGCGGCAGCAGCCGCAGCACUAGCAGAAGCAGCAGCGCCGAUGGCUCCAUCAGCAGCAGCAGCAGCAGCAGCAGCAACGAUAGCAGCAGCGAAGCAGCAGAAGAAGACAUGCAGCUUGCCUCUUAUAUGACUGCUGCUGCAGCGCAGCUGCCCUCUUCAUCCCAACCAGCAGCAGCAGCAGCAGCAGCAGCAGCAGCAAACAAGAAAGCUUGCAUACUGAAAAACUCCACGUAUCGGCCUCCGGCGACUGGGAAUUUGCUGUGUCGCAUGCAGCAGCAGCAGCAGCAACAGCAGCAACAGCAGCAGCAGCAGAUGCUGCUGCUGCCUCCUCUCGGAUCGCAGCAGCAACAGCUGCUGCUGCAGCUGCAGGCUCCGUUUACUUCUCAACCGCAGCUGCAGAUUGUUAUUAUGGAGGGAGACGGUGCUGCUGGCACCCAGGUCUCGAGGCAUCAGAUAUUCCUACCGGUAACGCUUGCGCAUUUUGUCUCUGCUGCUGCUGCUGCCCCAACAGAGGCGCUGUGGGAGCAGCAGCAACAGCAGCAGCAGCAGCAGCAGCAACGCGAGUUUACAGCGGUUUGCAGCUUGCCCUCCCCUAAGGCUGUGGCGCUGCUGCUGCGGCGCGGCUGCUUCCUUCGAGUUGGCAGUGUAAGUGCUGCAGCGGCAGCAGCAGCAGCAACUGCUGCUGCAUCACAGCAGCAGCAGCAGCAGCAGCAUCAGCAGCAGCAGCAGCAGCUGUCUUCGCGGAUAAGAGUGCAGGUGAUUGCUGCCCAUGCUUUGGUUGCUGCUGCUUUUGCUGAGCUGCUGCAUUUUUUCCUCACAGCAGGGGCAGGGCUGCAGCAGCAGCAGCAGCAGCAACAGCAGCAACAGCAGCAGCAGCAAUUGCCGCAGCAGCCAUACGCACAGCAACUUCCUCAGCAGCAGUAUCUACAGCAGCAGCAAUAUCUGCAGCAACAGCAGUAUCAGCAGCAGCAAACGCACCCUAUGCAGCAGCUGCAGCAGCAACAGCUGCAGCAACAGCAGCAGCUGCAGCAGCAGCAGCUGCAACAGCAGCUGCAGCAGCAGCAGCAACAACUGCAGCAGCAGCCCCCCAUAGCAGGUUACCCAGGGGCCCCCCCCCUUGCGAGUUUGCCGUAUGCCUAUCAGCCCGUAAAGCAGCAGCAGCUACACCUGCAGCAGCAGCAGCUGCAGCAGCAGCUGCAGCAGCAGCAACAGCAGCAGCAGCAACAGCAGCAGCCACAGCAGCAGCAGCAGCAGCAGCUAGGUGGAGUGAAGCAAAUGGCGUUUGUGCAGCAAAUGCCGAAGGGGACGCCGCAGUUGAUGUGUUUUAAUGACUACACAAACUAA
Eimeria acervulina is the source of this 3801-nucleotide messenger RNA. RefSeq lists its product as hypothetical. Gene Ontology annotation, cellular component: SWI/SNF complex; nucleus. The record is from RefSeq and is a predicted model, not a curated record. Gene Ontology annotation, molecular function: transcription coregulator activity. NCBI's taxonomy places the organism in Eukaryota, Apicomplexa, Conoidasida, Eucoccidiorida, Eimeriidae. The transcript is spliced from 12 exons. Gene Ontology annotation, biological process: regulation of transcription by RNA polymerase II. The coding region runs from base 1 to 3801 and encodes 1266 amino acids.